UGUUUCGUUUUCAGUGCGAUCGCAGACAUUGUGCAAAACGGUUCACAGUUCUCUCCGCUCGACUGGAAGUGAAGUGAUCGUGUUGCUGUUUCUGUUUUUGUGGGAGUGCACUGGAAGAAGCCGGAGAAAUCGUGUCAAAUUAAUUGGAAUUAAAGCCUGCAGCAGAGUCACAAGUGGCAAGUGAGCAUUUGAGCUUUAUCAAUUUCGGGCGUUUCUUCGGAGGCUCGACAUAUACACACAGCCAAUCGGAACGAGAUCUGUAGCGAGGGUCGCACCAUGGAUAGUGUCAAGUCGUUCUUCGCCGGUUCCAGCAAAGAUGGAAACCUGUCGAACAACCGACAGUCGAAUGUUCCCGGAUCCUCCGUCAGCAGCCGCUGGGGACGGAGCUGGAGCACCAGCUCCCAGCACACGGAUCCCGAACCAGGACCCUCCAAUUCCAAUGUCAGCAAGAGCGGAAAUCCCUGCGAUGUGAAGCGCAAGGAUAGUGACAACUACUUCUACAUUAUGUGGCGCGCUUGAAGAAUACCAGACGAUUGUGGAUUUGUGGAUCGGAGCAUCAGUCGGAUGAGUCGAGAUCCGUAUCUCAAGUGACCUGCAGCUAUAUCUGUAACCCUAU
This is a messenger RNA of Drosophila rhopaloa, 616 nucleotides long. RefSeq lists its product as uncharacterized. Lineage: Eukaryota; Metazoa; Arthropoda; Insecta; Diptera; Drosophilidae. The transcript has 3 exons. The record is from RefSeq and is a predicted model, not a curated record. The coding region runs from base 277 to 519 and encodes 80 amino acids.